Amblyraja radiata (thorny skate) is the source of this 1449-nucleotide messenger RNA. RefSeq names its product cysteinyl leukotriene receptor 1-like. Gene Ontology annotation, molecular function: G protein-coupled receptor activity. The record is from RefSeq and is a predicted model, not a curated record. Gene Ontology annotation, biological process: G protein-coupled receptor signaling pathway. Bases 210 to 1202 code for a protein of 330 amino acids. Gene Ontology annotation, cellular component: plasma membrane. The transcript has 3 exons. Lineage: Eukaryota; Metazoa; Chordata; Chondrichthyes; Rajiformes; Rajidae.
CGCUUGUAGACACAUCUAGCAGAGCUCCCUGUGGUGUCGCUGAUGUGUUGGAGUUACCUCCUUCAGUCUUCACAUCAGUGACGCUCCAGGAUCAGUGGGUCUACCUUGGGCAUGACGUAACCAGCUGUUGACGUUUCUCUGCGGCUGGAACUUGCUGAUGAUAGUAAAGCCUAGAUCUUGCUCAAGGACACCGAGACCAGUGUGGAACCAUGAACCUCUCUGCAGAAAUGCAAGGCGUGAUGUGUAACUACACAGCAGGCCGGCUGGAGAAGCAGUUGCUUCCAGUCAUGUACUCUCUCAUCAGCCUGCAAGGGUUGCUGGCCAAUGGCCUGAUGUUAUCCAUGUUUCAAAAGCAGCUGCUGAGGAAAUGUGGCGUGUACACCUACCUGAUAAACCUCACGGUGGCCGACCUGAUCAUCUGCCUGGUCCUGCCCUUCAGAGUGGUCCUCCUGAUCAAGGGGGACUCGUGGACGCAGAGCUCGGGGAAAUGCAUCACCUUAACCAUGAUCAUUAACUUUGGUUUCUACUGCACUCUAGCCUGCCGGACACUCUGCUUAAUCUUCAUCGGUUUUAGCCGGUACGCGAUCAUUGUAAAAUUCCACCACAAGAAGCUCAAACUAUUGUACGAGCCCCGUUUCGCAAAGUACACCUCCAUUGCUUUCUGGAUUGCAGGCAUCUUAAUUGUGACAGUCUGUUCAAUUUACAUGUCCCGGUCAAUGGGAGCAUCUAAAUCACUGUGCUAUGGUGUCACGAUGUAUAGCCAGUUACCAGCCAACUUCACAGUCCUCAAUGCCUUCUCAAUAUUGUUCCUCUUUAUUUUAAUAGCGCUGGUUCUUUUGUAUGUUUUGGUCUUCGUCUACUUAUCCAGAGCGAGGAAAACCGUAGCCGCCCAGAAGAACCGCUGGCUUUACCGCAAGUCCCAGCUCAGGAUCUGCGUGGCGGUGUUCACCUGCAUCUUGUGCCAGUUGCCAUACUUCAGUUACCAGCUGGCCUCAAACAUCCACAGGGCGUUCUACAACGACUGCCACGUCCUGGUCACAAUGCAGAGGGCCAAGAUACUCUUGCUCUGGCUGGUCUCCCUCAACAGCUGCCUGGACCCAAUCUUGUUCAUCGCCAUCCAAAAGUUUUCCUCCAUGGUCAACAGCCACACAGAGAGCACGGGCAAGUGCCAUGAGAUGGAGACUGCAAGCCACACUAACUAGUGCAGGGCAUGGCGUUUGCAGCAUCAAGGUAGAUGAUGGCAUGUUCAGCCGGCCCCCUGCACCAAGGUGGACAGACCUCAAGCUUCAUAAGUUCAUAGGCUCAUAAGAUAUAGGAGUAAAAGUAGGCCAUUUGGCUCAUCAAGUCUACUCCGCCAUUCAAUCAUGGCUGAUCUAUCUUUCCCUCUCAACCCUGUUCUCCAGGCUCCUCCCCAUAACCCCUGAGACCCAUAUUAAUCAAACGAGUGUG